Molecule: messenger RNA, 1359 nt
Organism: Suillus bovinus
Lineage: Eukaryota; Fungi; Basidiomycota; Agaricomycetes; Boletales; Suillaceae
Product: Alpha/Beta hydrolase protein
Exons: 14
Coding region: 234-1109 (291 amino acids)
Biological process (GO): lipid metabolic process
Source: RefSeq, a predicted model, not a curated record
UGUAGACAAUAGCACAAUCACGUUGUUUGGAAGCUGCAAGGGCGAUGCCCACCCUCGGUGGUAAUAAAACAUCAAUCGCGGAGCUCAGCGAACGCGUGUGUUAAACUUCGACUCUCGCUGGUGCGCCCGUCUGCUUAGAUGUGUCUUAGUUCCAUGUCAGAAUCGAUCCCGCCAAUGGCUUUCCGGAUCUAGCGAUCUCAGACUCAGUUCCUUCAACUUGACCCUGAACCAUCAUGCACAACAAUCCGCCCGACGACACAUCGCGUGAUCCCCGCUCGUGCUGGAAGUGGCCCCACUUUCCAGGUACGGUGCAUGAUCCUGACAAUGGUAUAUCCGAGGAAUUGUACGAUGAGCUUGUGAGAUACACAAAGUAUGCGUCUGGCGCGUAUCAAGUCCUGUGCCCGCGUCCGAUGGGAAACACACUGGUUACCCAGUUUAUAGAUCUAAUCACGGCUACCCAAGGAUUCGUUGCUCGCGAUGACACAAGGAAAGAACUCGUGGUUUCAUUCAGGGGUAGCCGUGAGGUUGCGAACGCGAUUGCUGUUACGUCUAUCCUGCUUUCCCCGCUGCGUGGACCAGGGCUGCCAAAGGAUACAGAUACCCACGUGCAUACAGGCUUUCUUUAUGCGUUUAAAAGCGUCGGAGAUCGCGUACUUGAUGUUUUACGCGAGCAGUUUGAUAAGUUUCCGCAGUAUGAUGUAGCUGUGACAGGUCAUUCGCUUGGGGGUGCCAUUGCAUCCAUUGCAGCAUUAUCUAUCAGGAACAGUUUCCCUGAUAAUCCGCUGCGAUUAUUCACAUUUGGCCAGCCAAGGACAGGGGAUCCUUCAUUUGCUGAGCUCGUGGAAACUGUGAUUGGACUGGAUAAUAUUUUUCGAGGCGUGCAUUCAUUCGAUGGCGUGCCGACGGUGAUUCCUACGAGGCUGGGAUAUAGGCAUCACGCUACGGAAUAUUGGCAGUUUACCGAACCACCGGCCCCGCGCCACGUUCGUAGAUGUGUGGGCGGCGAAGACCCGGAAGGCAGUGCAUCCAUACCAUCGACUGGUAUCAAUCCCCCACAUAUGGUGUAUUUUGAACAGCCGAUUGCAUCGGAUCCUACCGUUUGCAUCUGACAUCUGCAAUUUCGGUAUGACCCAGAUAUUCGUGAUAGCCGAUGAACCUCCCUCUUUAGCCCCUUAUUUUCGCAUGUGUGUAUAUUUCUGUUCUCAGUCAUACUCCUAGUGCGUCUAUCAUGAAGGCGUCCAUGGAUUUAUUGCAGGAAGUCACAUGGACGAGGUUGUACUAGUUGAGUUCCCAUUGUGUAUUAUUGUACGAAUCACUGUGGCACUUUUGAAACUGCUCAUGUGACGAAGAUAUUCUGCC